Messenger RNA from Haliotis rubra (blacklip abalone), 1196 nucleotides. RefSeq names its product developmentally-regulated GTP-binding protein 1-like. Gene Ontology annotation, cellular component: cytoplasm. Gene Ontology annotation, molecular function: GTPase activity; GTP binding. The record is from RefSeq and is a predicted model, not a curated record. Lineage: Eukaryota; Metazoa; Mollusca; Gastropoda; Lepetellida; Haliotidae. Gene Ontology annotation, biological process: cytoplasmic translation.
CUUCCGGGUCACGGUUCGCCAUAUUCAUCACGUGGAGUGAUAUUUUAGCGAAAUAUAUCAGAAAUAGAUAGUGUUUAUCACUUUAAAAGAAUAAAAUGAGUGCGAUUUUACAAAGAAUCGCUGAAAUCGAAGCCGAGAUGGCUCGCACCCAGAAGAAUAAGGCUACUUCUGGUCAUCUCGGUCUUCUCAAGGCCCGCUUGGCUAAAUUACGUCGAGAACUUAUUGAACCGAAGGGAGGAGGGGGUGCAGCAGGUGAAGGGUUCGAUGUUGCCAAAACAGGAGAUGCUAGAAUUGGGUUUGUUGGAUUUCCGUCCGUGGGCAAGUCAACAUUGCUUAGCAACCUGGCAGGUGUAUACUCUGAGGUGGCAGCUUAUGAGUUCACAACCCUCACAACAGUGCCAGGGGUCAUCCGCUACAAGGGAGCUAAAGUACAGCUGCUGGAUCUGCCCGGUAUUAUUGAAGGUGCCAAGGAUGAAGGUAGAGGCAAGCAAGUCAUUGCAGUUGCGAGAACAUGUGGGCUCAUAUUUAUUGUCCUGGAUGUUUUGAAACCUCUGCAACACAAGAAGAUCAUCGAGAGAGAACUGGAAGGAUUCGGAAUCCGGUUAAAUAAAUCACCACCAAAUAUAGUCUUCAGGAAGAAGGAGAAGGGAGGACUUAACCUUACCAGCACGGUGUGUAGGCAGAGACAGAUUAAUGUAGAUCUGGUAAAAACUAUCCUGAGUGAAUACAAGAUCCAUAAUGCUGAUAUUACGCUCCGCUACGACGCCACGGCCGAGGACCUGAUCGAUGUCAUAGAGGGAAACAGGGUGUAUAUACCCUGCAUCUACCUGUUGAACAAGAUAGACCAGAUCUCUAUAGAGGAGCUUGACAUCAUCUACAAGGUUCCCCAUUGUGUCCCCAUCUCAGCACAUCACAAGUGGAACUUCGACGACCUCUUGGAAAAAAUGUGGAACUACCUGCAGCUGGUCAGAAUAUACACGAAACCGAAAGGCCAGCUCCCCGACUACAGCUCGCCCGUUGUCUUGAAGCAGGGAAGGAGUACCGUAGAAGACUUCUGUAACAAGAUCCACAGAAGCAUCAUGAAAGAAUUUAAAUACGCCCUCGUGUGGGGAUCGUCAGCCCGGCAUCAGCCCCAGAAGGUUGGUAAGGAGCAUGUGCUAAAUGACGAAGACGUUGUCCAGGUGGUGAAGAAGUAA